GGAUUAAGACAUGUGUCUAAACUAAUAGAUUUAGAGUUUUUUUCCCGUUGGAAGGAAAUCGUUUUCAGACUGAAACAGCUGGCUCGGCUGCUACCAUGGACGAACCCUCCAUAACUCUCCAUAUCAAGUUCGGAAGUGAUUCUUUGCAGGCAGCGCUCCCCGCGACAGCAAGCGUGAAAGAUCUGAAAGCUCACCUUCAAUCUCUGACCAACGUCCUUCCACGAGGACAGAAGCUCAUUUUCAAAGGUAAAAUUCUGGAGGACAGUGUCACAUUGAAGGCUGCGAACCUCUCAGAUGGCUCAAAGAUUAUGCUUAUGGCUUCACAUGGAGUGCACCAAGGGGGAGGUCUUAUCAAGAAAGAUUCUCCUCAAACAGUGUCUAAAAAGGGAUUGGAAGCAAAGCCAACAAGAAAACUCAAUCUUGAAAAGGCUACAGAUAUAACUAGAUUGCAGCGUUGGAAAGCUACUGGGGUUAUCUCACUUUUUGAAAGUGGUUUGGAGGUAGUACCAGAAGAUGUAUUUGCAGUUGGGCCUUCAACACGAGUACUAGAUAUUGGUGAUAACUGCUUGCAAGAAGUACCAGCUGAAAUUGGAAACCUCACCAAUUUACAAAAAUUACGUCUCACUGCAAAUAAUCUCUCAGAUGACAGAAUCAAGUGGCAAGGCCUUGUUUCUUUGAAAUGUUUGACGGUUCUUGCAUUAAACUCUAACAGGCUUUGUCAAUUGCCUGCUGAAAUUGGAAUGUUGAUUUCCCUGAAGCAGCUCAAUCUGGCACAGAAUAACCUGGCCAGCAUACCAGAGGAGGUUGGACAGCUGCAACAACUUCAAAUUUUAAAUCUUAACAAUAACUGUCUAAAAGCAUUGCCUUUGACCAUUGGACAUUGUUGCUCUCUGCUGGAGGCUGACUUUUCCUCAAAUCUCCUUGGGGAGAUACCAAGUACGUUGGGAAACCUACAAAAUAUAAAGGUAUUACAACUGGGAAACAAUGGAUUAAGAUCGUUUCCAACAAAUGUUUUGAAGGGCUGUUCACAACUUUCUACUCUGGACCUACAUGGCAACGAGGUUACAAUAGAGGAUCUCCGUGAGGUUGAAGGGUGGGUAGAGUUUGAUGAGCGUAGGAGAUCCAAGCAUAGUAAACAAAUAGAAUUUGGUGUCAUGGGUUCGAGUGGGUUUGAUGAAGGAGCUGAUUCACAACAUUGGAACCAAUGGUGACCUGCAUAAAAUUAAGUGGAGGUAGAAUAUUUGAAGCUAUUAGUUGGACAUGGUAAUGGUGGCUUGCAUAUAAUUAAGGGGAGGUGGAAUAUUUGAAGUUAUUAUUUGCACAAAAUUGCCACUUAAGUGUUUUAGGAAGGGUCUUGGUAGGUCAUCAUUCUAUCUGUCACAAAUACUGGAGUGUAUUGAUAGUGCCAUGCAGGCCUUUGUAUUAUUCAUGUUUAUCUCCCUUUUUACCAAAGCAAUAUGUGAUGAUACCGUUACAUGGCUAUAAAUUAUUUCCUUACAAUUCAA
This is a messenger RNA of Cryptomeria japonica (Japanese cedar), 1505 nucleotides long. RefSeq names its product plant intracellular Ras-group-related LRR protein 8. The transcript is spliced from 10 exons. The record is from RefSeq and is a predicted model, not a curated record. The coding region runs from base 96 to 1211 and encodes 371 amino acids. NCBI's taxonomy places the organism in Eukaryota, Viridiplantae, Streptophyta, Pinopsida, Cupressales, Cupressaceae. Gene Ontology annotation, molecular function: protein binding.